Messenger RNA from Trichomonas vaginalis G3, 408 nucleotides. RefSeq lists its product as uncharacterized. The transcript has a single exon. NCBI's taxonomy places the organism in Eukaryota, Parabasalia, Trichomonadida, Trichomonadidae. The record is from RefSeq and is a predicted model, not a curated record. Bases 1 to 408 code for a protein of 135 amino acids.
AUGGAUUCAUGCACAAAGGAAUUUUAUGAUAAUUUACUGACGUAUUUUAUCAAUUACGACCUUUCAUCAUUUAAUGUACGAAUCAUACCGAUGACCGAAGCCAAACAAGAUUUAAUUGAAUUAUCAACAAAUCCUUUAGAUGUAUGGAUAAAUACACAUUAUGAUGAAUUGUGUGCGGGUAUGACGUGUAAAAAUGCUCUAUUCUGCAAACCAUCAGACAUGAAAGACAAGAAUUUCCAAAUGAGCAUUAAGGAUAAAUGUGAUAGGAAACAGAGAAGAAUAGAUGGUAAACAAACAUGGUGUUAUGUUUUGAAAGAAGAAAUGAAAGGAUUAUAUAAACAGGUUGAACCAAACGAUAAUGAGGAUUCAUUUCCUGAUGAUGAAAUACCUGUAAAUGAGGCAGUAUAA